This is a messenger RNA of Staurois parvus, 349 nucleotides long. The record is from the annotation of a GenBank genome assembly. NCBI's taxonomy places the organism in Eukaryota, Metazoa, Chordata, Amphibia, Anura, Ranidae.
GCGGGACUGUGGCGGGCAUUCUGACACUGGGGGGAACUGACCUGGUGUCAUUGACAUCUCUAGAGACACCAAUACAGUGAUGAACGCUAAUAAAAAGCACUGACACUGUACUAAUGGCACUGGGCAGGAAGGGGUUCACAUGUGGGGCGAUCAAAGGGUUAACUGUGUGCUGGUUAACUGUGUGCUGUGUGCUGUUUUACUGUGUAAGCACAUUGCUUUGUAUUGCUCUGCUAUGCAGCACCAUAGAAAGCAGUGUGCAGGAGCUGACAGGGGGGAUAUCUAUAUUGUUUACAUACAGACCACUCCCCCGUCAGUGAUACUCGAUGAUCGAUGGGCGCUGGUGGGGAAU